AUGUUCAGGGACGUGUCAGCGUGCAACAGCUACAACUACGGGGACGCCCUCUAUUGGGACGCCCGCUACGUGCACGAAGCCAAUUGUGGUUCCUUCGAUUGGUACCAGCGCUAUUCGGCCCUCCGCCCCUUUAUUCGGAAGUAUAUUUCUCCGAUUUCGCCCGUGCUCAUGGUUGGCUGUGGAAAUGCCGUUAUCUCCGAAGACAUGGUUAAAGACGGUUUCGAAGAUAUAAUGAACAUUGACAUAUCAUCUGUGGCUAUUGAGAUGAUGAAGAAGAAAUACAGGCACAUACCUCAAUUGAAGUACAUGCAAAUGGAUGUUAGAGACAUGAGUUUCUUCUCAGAUGAUUCAUUUGAUGGCAUUAUUGAUAAAGGCACCCUUGAUUCACUGAUGUGUGGCACUGAUGCUCCGAUUAGUGCUUCUCAAAUGUUGGGGGAAGUAAGCAGGCUUCUUAAACCUGGAGGAGUUUAUAUGUUGAUAACAUAUGGUGAUCCUACUGUGCGUAUGCCACAUAUAAAUCGACCUGUUCACAAUUGGAAAAUUGAACUCUACAUUAUACGUAAGUGA
Striga hermonthica is the source of this 567-nucleotide messenger RNA. NCBI's taxonomy places the organism in Eukaryota, Viridiplantae, Streptophyta, Magnoliopsida, Lamiales, Orobanchaceae. The record is from the annotation of a GenBank genome assembly.